UCCCCCAUUGAAUCGAUGCGGCGGUACGAUCGAACCUGGGGGGCGCACAAACAACCGUUUCAGUUUCGCUACGGAUACGGACGUGAGAUGGUCAGAAUUGAAAUACUGGUGUUUGCUGUCGCCGUGGCCGUUGCCGCGGCCAGUCGAUCGAAACGUCUCGGGGACGACCCGUUCAACGAUGGGUUCCUGGCGCAGGUGCAGCGUCAUGCCAAAACCUGGAAACCGGACGCGACCUUCCGCGACGGGAUACGGUUCGAGAACUUCCAAAACAUGAAGGGAAUUUUCGAGAGCAAGAUUGGUUUCCGACUGCCAACGAAGCGACAUGACGUGGCUUACAAUAUGGAUAUUCCGGAGUUUUUCGAUGCGAGGGAAAAGUGGCCGUUCUGCAAAUCGAUUUCAACGAUCAAGAACCAGGGACUGUGUGGGGCGUGCUGGGCCGUGGCAGCGGUCAGCGUGAUGUCCGAUCGAUUGUGCAUCCAUUCGGAGGGAAAGUAUGAUUUGGAACUGGCCGCGGAAGAUUUGAUGGGAUGCUGCAAGGAUUGCGGCAAUGGAUGUAAUGGAGGAUUUUUGGACGGGACUUCGUUCCAGUACUGGGUGGACGUGGGACUGGUGAGCGGUGCGGCGUAUAACAGUACGGACGGGUGCAAGCCGUAUCCGUUUAAGCCGUGUUUGUAUCCGUUUGAAGGGUGCCACCCAGAGAGGACACCUCAGUGUACUCAUCAUUGUACUGAGGGAUAUGACGGAUCGUACCGGAAGGACAAAUACUACGGAUCGGCGGCCUAUAAGCUUCCGAAUGAUGAACGAAUGAUUCAGUUGGAGAUUAUGACCAAUGGGCCGGUGGAGUCCGGAUUCACGGUGUACCAGGAUUUGUAUCUGUACAAGAGCGGAGUGUAUCAGCACGUGGUAGGACGAGAAGUGGGAAAGCAUGCCGUGCGAUUGAUAGGCUGGGGUAAGGAGCGGGGCGUGCCAUACUGGUUGAUUGCCAAUUCUUACGGCGAGGAUUGGGGUGAACAUGGCUACUUCAAAUUCCUCCGGGGAUCGAACCAUCUGGGAAUCGAAUCGGUUGUCAUUGCCGGACUUCCCAAGGUGUAACAGGUCAUAUUUCGGCAUUCAGUCAAUUGGCAGAAAGUUCGUAAAAAAUCUAAUAUCGGCUUUGUUUUAUUUUUACCUUUUUGUUUUUCUUCCGACAAAUCUGCUUAAAUGGAUUCCUGCUUUGUUUUCACUGAACGCGCGGUUUAGCAACAGCAAUUUCUUAAAACUACGUUCUUCCUCCCAUUUUCCUGCUCUCAUUGUUUACUAGAUUUUUUUUUACUAACGCCCACACAAAAGUCCAUUUUGCAAUACAAAUACCCCGUACUACAACAUUAUUGGUUCGAUUCACGAAAUUCGCAAUAUAUAUGUACUGCCUACUUAAAUCAACUGCCCAAGGGAACACUGUUCAUCGGCUUUAAAUUCAGCGACUUAACAUGUGCUCACCUCCCCACUGGGGAGUCCCCAGUUUGUGAUUUUACAUCAAAUAUUUUGUUGCUUUGCUUACGUGUGUCUUACGUGCUAUUUUACGGACUGUUUUCUUCAUUUGUAUCUUUAUUAAACUUCAUUUGUAUAAACAUUUUUUCUGGUUUUUUGUAACAAUGAUUUUCCCUUCAAAAGAAAAGAAAUCCCUAAUGCUGACUUUCGCUAAGCUUCGGCCUCCAUCCAGUGCGUCCGCUUAUGUCGCUUACGAUUUAUAGUAAAAUUAUUGGAGCAAAAAGCUCCGUCGUCCAUUCGCCAUUCACAAUCCACAUCCCAUCAUCUCUCUCCCGGGUUUCUACGACAACAUUCUCUCUCAAUUUCGCGCAAUAAUCUAAUCGGGUUUUCUGUUUAGGAAAAGAAUUUACCUAGCAGCUAGAAACAAAAGAAGAAAAGAAUGACACAAUGGUUGCGAUUGUUUGUAAGGGUAAACGCAGUCUUCGCACGAAGGAUUACGUGAAAAAAGAUGCUUGGGAACAUAAACUUUCUCAGUGGUUCAACAUAAAACGAACGUCAAGAAGUACGAAUGAACUGUGUGAUAGUAGGUAGUAGUAUAUAUACUAGUUUGUAUCCGUAGUAGUGACAAUU
This is a messenger RNA of Aedes albopictus (Asian tiger mosquito), 2097 nucleotides long. RefSeq names its product cathepsin B-like. Gene Ontology annotation, cellular component: lysosome. The record is from RefSeq and is a predicted model, not a curated record. Lineage: Eukaryota; Metazoa; Arthropoda; Insecta; Diptera; Culicidae. Bases 16 to 1092 code for a protein of 358 amino acids. The transcript has a single exon. Gene Ontology annotation, molecular function: cysteine-type endopeptidase activity.